Molecule: messenger RNA, 1557 nt
Organism: Cladophialophora yegresii CBS 114405
Lineage: Eukaryota; Fungi; Ascomycota; Eurotiomycetes; Chaetothyriales; Herpotrichiellaceae
Product: MFS transporter, NNP family, nitrate/nitrite transporter
Exons: 3
Coding region: 1-1557 (518 amino acids)
Biological process (GO): nitrite transport; nitrate transmembrane transport
Cellular component (GO): membrane
Molecular function (GO): nitrate transmembrane transporter activity; nitrite transmembrane transporter activity
Source: RefSeq, a predicted model, not a curated record
AUGGCUGUCGACUUCGGCUUGCCGUUCAAGGCCCCUGAGGUCAAUCCUAUCACUCGCAAGGCCCGGGCUAUCCCCUUCCUAAACCCCCUUAAUAUGUACGGCCGGGUGUUCUUCUUCAGUUGGUUUGGCUUCUUCAUUGCGUUUUGGAGUUGGUACGCUUUCCCACCACUGUUGCACGACACCAUCCAGAAGGAUCUCAACUUGACCAAGAUCGAUGUUGCGAACUCGAACAUCAUUGCCCUCUGUGCCACUCUGCUCGUUCGAUUGAUAGCGGGCCCUUGUUGCGACCGCUUCGGACCGCGCUGGACAUUUACUGGGUGCCUCGUUAUUGGUGCCAUUCCUACAUUCCUGGCAGGAACCGCUUACACCAAAAGCCAGUUAUUCGCUGUUCGCUUCUUUGUCGGCAUCCUCGGUGGCAGCUUCGUUCCUUGCCAGGUGUGGAGCACCGGCUUCUUUGACAAGAACGUGGUCGGCACAGCCAAUGCAUUUACCGCUGGCUUUGGUAAUGCCGGUGGUGGCGUCACCUAUUUCUUGAUGCCGUCCAUCUAUGACUCUCUUGUUAGUGAUGGGCUGACUCCUCAUGUUGCUUGGCGUGUCACCUUUAUUGUACCUGGUAUCAUCAUCCUCUCUGUGGCCGCUGGCCUGCUUCUCCUCUGCCAAGAUACACCUGUGGGCAAAUGGAGCGAACGCCAUAAUGCUGCUCAGACCAACCUAGCCGCGCAUGGUGUCCAGGCCACCGUUGUCGACAGACCCCAUGUUAGCAUCGCAGACAAGCCUGCAUCCCUGUCUUCUGGCACAGGUAGCCCGCCUGCAGGGGAGAAAAUGCAGUACGAUGCGACUGGAGAGCGCAAGCAGUCUGUAUUCUUGGAUCACGAGGCUCAACUUACCGAGCAACAAAUGCUCGACACUGCUCGUGGUGAGAUCGUCGUCAAGCCAACACUCAUGCAAGUCUUCAAAGUCAUGUUCGCACCACAAACCCUUGUCCUAGCAUUCUGCUACUUCUGUUCAUUUGGUGCUGAGUUGGCGAUCAACUCCAUCCUCGGCACAUACUAUCAGAAGAACUUCAAGCACCUCGGCCAGACCACUUCGGGCCAAUGGGCGGCUAUGUUUGGUCUCCUUAACGUGGUUACUCGUCCCCUGGGAGGCAUCAUCGCCGACUUGCUCUACCGACAGUUCCCGAACGUCUGGAUCAAGAAGAUCUGGAUUCACGCCCUGGGAGUCAUAACCGGUGUCUUUCUUAUCGUCAUCGGCGUCUUGGAUCCGCAUGACACGAGCACCAUGUUCGGUCUCAUUGCUGGCAUGGCUGUCUUCCUGGAAGCUGGCAACGGUGCCAACUUCGCAUUGGUUCCGCACGUUCUGCCUCACGCCAACGGCGUGGUGUCUGGUAUGACCGGCGCUACUGGAAACUUCGGUGGCAUCAUCUUUGCCAUCAUAUUCAGGUACAUGAAGACCGACUAUGCCAAGUCCUUCUGGAUCACCGGUGUUAUGACUAUUGGCAUUAACUUGGCCGUAUGCUGGAUACCCCCGGUUUCCAAGAAACAGAUCGGUGGUCGUUAG